Molecule: messenger RNA, 1215 nt
Organism: Coniophora puteana RWD-64-598 SS2
Lineage: Eukaryota; Fungi; Basidiomycota; Agaricomycetes; Boletales; Coniophoraceae
Product: phosphoglycerate mutase-like protein
Exons: 7
Coding region: 1-810 (269 amino acids)
Source: RefSeq, a predicted model, not a curated record
AUGAUACAGAAAGUUUACAUCGCAAGGCAUGGAUUCCGCUUGAACUGGGUAGAUAGCAAGUGGAAAAGUGCAACUGGAUUGCCCCGAGACCCACCUCUGGCAGCAUACGGAGAGACUCAGGCCACUGAACUUGCCAACUGGUUCAUGAACCUCCCGGCGCAUGAAAGGCCCACGGCUAUAUUCUCUUCCCCAUAUUAUCGGUGCCUUCAGACCGCCCGACCGACUUCACGAGCACUUCAGGUCCCGAUAUAUGUUGAGCAUGGUAUUUCUGAGUGGUAUUCUCCUGCGGCGCCAGGUACAGGCUUGCAUCCUCGCCCCUUUCCCGCCUCAGAGCUUAAGCAGUAUUUCUCGGAGAUCGAUCCGUCGUGGUCCUCCGUUUGGUACCCCUCUCGAAAAGGCGAGAGUGUAUUCGAAAUUCUCGAUCGGGUCGAGGGUACCUUGAAUAUCCUCGUGCCUGAAAUUGAGCAAAGGUUCGGGGACAAGCAUACCCACAUCCUGAUGGUCGGCCAUGCGGCGACCGUUAUCGCACUUGCUAGAGGCCUAUUGGGAGACAGGUCUUUAUCGCUUAGAGUGGGUUGUUGCUCUCUUACGGAAAUUGUGCGUAAGGCGGACUCCUCCAAUGUAAUUGGCGGUUGGGAGGCCAAAUUACUGGCAUCCGGCCAUCAUCUGGCCCAAGGAGCCUCCCGUGAUUGGGGCUUUGAGGACAUCGAAGUCUCAAAUGGAAAGGUUGUGGAUGAUGUUGGGAUGGCUGGAACAGAAGAUGAAGUUGACGACACAUCGGGUCCACAGACUCAGAAAAGCAGUCUCUAGUACGCUGAGUUAAUGCGCAGUUCUACUUCCGAGAUUUUCGGACAAAUGACAUUGGUCGAAUAAAAUUGUAGUAAAAUAACAAAGCUGUUCACAUCUUACAACGUUACAAAUGCACUUGCAUAACUCACACUCGAGUCUCUAAGCGUAAAGCAUUUGCUGCUUUGCUCAUAACGGACCCACUGCAUCCUAGAGUGCGCGCCAUGAGAUUCUAAGUACGUGAGCGCACCCAGAAGAACUCCAAUGGGAUGACGACCGCAGAUGGUAUUCUUGGUUCGCUUGAGGUAACUGGUGAAUUGUUCGUGGACUUCACUAGCACUGGUGUUCCCAGAAAGAGUUAGAAUUUCCAUGGCUUCAUGGUCGAGUUCAUAAAUAGAUUGGUGGAUCGGUCUAUCAGCUGAUGGGGAU